AAACAUUUUGAUAUCAUUUUUGAGCCAUCGAAGUCGCUGCAAUGUCAUUCUCUCCUGAUAAACAAUCAUCUGCCCAUCGAAAGCCCAUAGAGAAGACUCCUCAAAAAUUGGGUACAGGAAGUGUUUCUUCCCUGGAGCUACAUCGUGGUAGCACCUACUACCGAAAUGUCAAAGACGGUUUUAAGGUCCCCCUCUACCAGAACACAUAUCGCCUGGAAGGACACCACCGUUUCAACGGGGAAGUGGUCGACGGCAUUUUAAAAGAGACAAUGGACACCGCUUUAAUAAACACGAGAUACCACCCAGCAAAAUGUCUUAAGUACUGUCGAGAAAUCUCAUCAGAGGUUCGCGAACGCGUAUACAAGAAGAACUACGACCGGUAUAAGUUCGUCGUGACCAUCUCGAUAAUUGAAAAAACCGGACAAAGUUUAAACAUCGGCUUGGGACGGCUUUGGGACACCCAACGAGACACAUAUUCCAGCUACGUCUUCGAGAACAACUUCAUCUACGCCGUGGGGGUCGUUGUCGGGAUUUAUUACGAGUGACCUUCAAUUUUGAGUGCCAUUUAAUUUUGGGAAUCCUUAUCGAAUGUCCAUAUUUUUUUUUUCUCGGGGUUUCCCUGUGUUCUAGUCAGGACGAAAGGAGAGACCCCAUUUUAAAAAGGUCACGAAG
Messenger RNA from Orussus abietinus, 672 nucleotides. RefSeq names its product tctex1 domain-containing protein 1-A. Gene Ontology annotation, biological process: microtubule-based movement. The transcript has 4 exons. Gene Ontology annotation, molecular function: dynein intermediate chain binding. The record is from RefSeq and is a predicted model, not a curated record. Bases 42 to 545 code for a protein of 167 amino acids. Gene Ontology annotation, cellular component: cytoplasmic dynein complex; cytoplasm. Lineage: Eukaryota; Metazoa; Arthropoda; Insecta; Hymenoptera; Orussidae.